AUGCUGCAACUCGUCGAGCCCUAUGUCACCUUUGGGUUCCCCGACCUGUCCUCCGUGCGCGCCCUCAUCAUCAAACGAGGCGUGGCGCGCAUACGGCACCAGGACGAGGUGGACGAGGGGGACGAGGGGGAGGAGGGGGAGGAGGGAGGGGACGAGGAGGAGGAGGGUGACGAGGAAGACGAGGGGGAGGAGGGAGGGGAGGGCGAGACCAAAGAGAGCAAACCAAGGAAAGGGGGAGCAGCACAAGGGGCAGGGGGGAGUGGGGCAAUGACAGUAGUACCCAAGAAGCCGGAGGCGAUGGUGGGAUGGACGGGGCCAGUAAAUCCAGAGGAGGAGGCGAAGGGAUGGCGGCGAGUGCCUCUCACUGACAACGCUAUUGUUGAACACGCCCUGGGUAGCACGGGAAUCAUCUGUAUCGAGGAUUUGAUUCACGAGAUCGCUACAGUGGGGCCGCACUUCCUGCAAGUGACUGGCUUUCUUUGGCCGUUCCGCCUUGCAGCCCCCAGGGGCAAGUUCAGCAAGGCAGGUUGGUUUAACAAGGGAGGAGAGGCUGGGAACAGAGGAGUUGAGAUCAAUGAGCUGAUUCGCCAAAUGGCAUGA
Closterium sp. Yama58-4 is the source of this 600-nucleotide messenger RNA. The record is from the annotation of a GenBank genome assembly. Lineage: Eukaryota; Viridiplantae; Streptophyta; Zygnematophyceae; Desmidiales; Closteriaceae.